Messenger RNA from Entamoeba dispar SAW760, 3240 nucleotides. RefSeq names its product intracellular protein transport protein USO1, putative. The annotation marks the transcript as partial. The transcript has a single exon. The record is from RefSeq and is a predicted model, not a curated record. Lineage: Eukaryota; Evosea; Mastigamoebida; Endamoebidae.
CAAGAAAAGGAGAAUAUUCAAAAUGAAUUAAAUCAAAUUAAAAUAGAAAGUUCUCAAAAAGAAGAAGAAUUAAAUAAAAUAAAAGAAGAAAAACAACAAGUAGAAGAUGAAAAAGCUAAAUUAAUUACAGACAUUGCUAAUGGAAAUGAUGGAUUAACUAAAUUAAAUGAAGUAAUUGAUAAAUUAAAAGAUGAAAAAGAGAAUAUCAGUAAUGAGCUUAAUCAAAUAAAAAAUGAAAGAGAUAAUAUUACUAAUGAAUUUAAUAAAACAAAAGAAGAAAUACAACAAAAAGAAAAUGAAAUAACACAAUUACAUGAAGAAAAAAGUGGUUUAGUAAAUGAGUUAAGUCGAAUUAAAGAAGAAAAACAGAAGAUAGAAGAUGAAAAAAUUUUCAUUCAACAAGAAAAAGAAAAUGAAAUAACAAAGUUAAAUGAAGAUAAAAUUGGAGUAGAAAAUGAAUUAAACCAAAUUAAAACCGAAAAACAAGAAAUAGAAAAUGAAUUAAAUCAAAUUAAAGAAGAAAAACAAAAGAUAGAAGAAGAGAAAUCAAAUUUAAUAACAGAAUUAUCAAAUGGAAAUGAUGGUAUUUCGAAGUUAAAUGAAGAAUUAAUGCAAAUUAAAAAAGAAAAAGAAAUAACCUUAGAUGAACUUAACCAAAUUAAAAAUGAAUUUACAUCAUUUAAAGAACAAAAUAUUCAAAAGGAAAAUGAUCUUAAAGAUGAAAAUAAUAAAAUUCAACAGGAACUAGAACAAAAGAAUAACGAAAUCUCAAAGUUAGAAGAAGAAAAAGGAAAUAUUACCAAUGAAUUAAGUAAUACAAAACAAGAAUUAGAAGAAAAGAAAGAAGAGAUAACUACUAUUACUCAUGAAAAGGAAGAAAGAGAAAAUGAAUUAAAAGAACAGGUUAAGAAAGUAGAAGAAGAGAAGUCAAAGUUAAUAACAGAACUGUCAAAUGGAAAUGAUGGUAUUUCUAAAUUGAAUGGAGAGUUAACUCAAAUCAAAAAAGAAAAAGAAGAAAUUAAAAAAGAAUUAGAAGAAGAAAAAGAGAAAUUAGAAAGAAAAGAAGAAGAGCUUAAAGAAAUCAAAGAAGCAAAACAACAACUAGAAGAAGAGAAAAUAAAAUCUAUUGAAGAAAAAACUACCCUCCAACAAGAAUUAGAAGAAAAAAAUAAACUUGUUGAAGAAAUAAAUGAAAUUAAAAAAGAGAAAGAAGACGUAACUAAUGAAUUGAGUGCUGUUAAAGAAGAGAAAAAUAAAAUAGAAGAAGAGAAAAAUAAAAUAACAAAUGAAAACAAAGAAAUUAAAGAAGAAAAUAUAAAGUCUAUUGAAGAAAAAACACAAGAAAUUAAUUCAUUAACAACAUCUAUAGAAGAACUAAAGAACUAUUUAGAAGUAUCAAAAGGAGAACGAAUUGAAGUUGAAAAAGAAAGAGAUAGAGCAACAUCUGAAUUAAAUGAUAUUAAAUUACAAAAUGAAGGGCUGAAGAAACAAGUAGAAGAAACUCAGAAUAGAAUGGCAGAAAUGCAGAAGUCUUUUGAAGGAUCUGAAAAUGAAAUGAUUAGUUCAUUAAAUAACCAAAUCACACAGUUAAACGAAAAAGAGAAACAAAUGAAUGAACAGGUUAUGGCAUUACAAACACAAUUGUCUCAAAGCAAUAUCAGCCUAGAAGAAGUUAAAAAAGAUCUUAUUGAAUCACAAAAUAAAUACACUCAAGUUAUUGAAGAAAAAGAUGGUAUUGAACAUGAACGAAACAAAAUAAAUGAAGAAUAUAAAACAAUUAAUGAAGAGCUUGAAAAAAAUAAGAAAGAACUUAACGAUUUACAAAUUAAACAGGAUAACAAAAUUAUUGAAUUAAAUAAUAUAAUAAACGACUUAAAAGAAGAAAGGACUAACUUUGAAGAACAAGUUAAGAAAGUAGAAGAAGAAAAAACAAAGUUAAUAACAGAAUUAUCAAAUGGAAAUGAUGGUAUUUCUAAAUUGAAUGAAGAAUUAAUGCAAAUUAAAAAAGAAAAAGAAGAAAUAAGUAAUGAAUUAAAUGCAGUUAAAGAAGAAAAAAAACAAAUAGAAGAAGAAAAAGAAAAAGAAAAAACUGAAAUCAAAGAAGAAAAAGAAAAGAUUGAAGAAGAGAAAAAUGAAUUAAUCAAAGAAAUUGAAAAAGAAAAAGAAGGAAAGAAAGAAUUACAAAUAGAAAUUAAUAAAAUUAAUACACAAAUGAAAGAAAUAGAAGAAAACAAGAAACAAAUUAUUUUUGAUAACAACAAAGAAAUUGAAAGAUUAAAAGAAGAAUCCGAAAAUAUUCAAAAAGAAUUAAAUCAAAUUAAAGAAGAAAAAUCUAAGUUAAUGUCAGACUUAUCAAGUGGUAGUGAUGGAUUAAGUAAAUUGAAUGAAGAGAUUGAAACAAUAAAUAAAGAAAAAGAAGGAAUCCAAAAUGAAUUUAAUCAAUUAAAAGAGGAAAACAAUAAAAUUCAAGAGGAGUUAGAACAAAAAAAUCAAGAACUCAUAAAACUUAAAGAAGAAAAAGAAAAGUUAUCACUUGAUCUAACAAACGGUAAUGAUGGAAUUAACCAAUUAAAUGAAAACUUAAAUCAAAUCAAAAAUGAUAAAGAAGAAUUAACUGAAAAGAAUAUCCAGCUUCAAAAUGAAAUUAAUAAACUAAAAUCUGAAAAUGAAGAGCUUACAAAUAAUAUUUCAAUUGAAAAAGAAGGAUUAAAACAAGUUAAUGAAGAAGUAAAUGCUAUUAAAGAAGAACGAGAUGAAUUAGUUAAACAAAUUAGAAACAUAGAAGAGGAAAAAAGAAAAGUAGAAGAAGAAUUAAAUCUCAAUGGAAGUGAGCUUAAUGAACGAAUAAUACAAAUAAGUAAUGAAAAAGAAGAAGUUAGUCAAGAAUGUAAUGAGCUGAAAAAUAGUUUAAAAGAACUACAAAACAAAAUAGAAGAAAUUGAACAAGAAAAAGAAGGUAAUGAAAUCAGUAAGAAAGAACAAAUAGAAGAGUUACAAGAAGAAAUUAAUGAAAGAGAUAAUGACAUUAAAAACCUGAAAGAAGAAAUAGAAAGAAUACAAAAAGAAGUUCAAGAAAAAGAAGAAGAUAAGGAACAAAUAAGUACUACAGAAGAAGUUGAAGAAUUGAAGAAUGAACUUAUAGAAACACAACGAUUACUAGAAGAAGAAAGAAAAGAAAAAGAAUCUAUUUCUAAUGAAUUUGAAGAAACAAAAGAACAAGUUCUUUUGUUUCUCAAAUCA